AAGUGUUCAUUAAAAAAGGAAAAAAACACAGGUUUUAUGCCUAAAAGUUUCAUUUGAUAAUAUUGUUAGCCACCGUAACAUUAUGCACAGUUUGAACAUUGUAACAUUAGAACAUUUUUAAAAAUGACAUAAGUAAUGCUUUUAUUCAAAUGUACCUGACAAAAAUUGUACCGAAAUAAAUGUUUGAAAGCAAACAGUUCAAAAAGAUUAAAUGCUAAGGUACUGUACUUAAAGGUUACAUAACUGUACUCAACAAAUGUACUCUCUUGGACUAACAUUAUGAACAGUUUGCGUAUCACUAGAGAGCCCACAUACCAACCCUUGAGAACCACUGGUCUCGCAGACGUUCUUGAUUAAGCCUUUGAAAUCUGUUUCAACAGUAACUUUGUCCGUCUUCUGCAUCCUCCUUGUGUCCACAAAAUGUCUCCUGGAGAUGAUAAUUGGAUGGAUGUGCAUGUAUCUUAUCCUUUUCAUCUGAAGGUUUUGAAUGCAACGCUUUAUUGGAUCUCAUUAGAUGAAACAAGGGUACCUAAUGAAGUGUCUGCAGUGAUUGCAUUCCCUCCUUAAUGUUAAUUCCAUCCGAGCAGGGGGGGGCGUCGCCGGUUGCUUGUUUCUCCCCUCACGUGUAACACAAGUCUGGAUCACAUUUAAAACACGUUAGCGGUCGUGCGUGUGCAGAGUGAAAUGCUUGGUGACGGCCUGGAAGGAAAGGAUGGUAGCAAGAAGCAAAUAAGUUGGGGGGGGGGGGGGACAAAGAGGUACAGUAGGUGUCAGGGAUCCGAUGGCUUGAACUUCUAAACUUGGGCGUGUAACCGAAGAGAGAGGAAACAGACUUCAACUCUCUCGGGCCUUCCCACUCUUUGAAUUUUAUGAGGUCAUUUUCAGCUUACUCAAGUGAACACUGCGUCAAAGCUUCACAAGACGUUCCAAGUUUUAAAGCCCCUCCAUUUGGCUGGCGGGUGUCUGGGGGGGCUUCUGUUGUGACAGGUUACGACUGGCUGACGUGCACGCACGCAGUUGUGGAGGAGUUUAUGCAGCACAUACACAGAGGAGGUCAGCUGGUCUGGCAGUCAAAGAGAGGAAGCCAGCUGUGAAAAAGAAGGAAGUUCAUAGCGAGUGUUUCUCCCAGACGACGAGAGGAGAGGGUCCAGGCGGGACGCUGAUGGAGAUGAAGCGGACUCUUUGUCGAACCUCCUGCUUGGUGACUCUGCUGGCGGAGCUCAGCUGGAUCAACGGGAGCCUCGGCCUGCAAAGGGAGGCGGGAAGUAGGGUGGCGAAGCAGUGGGAAAGGAAGGUGCGCUCGGCCUCCGGCCUCGACGAGCUGCUCGGGCUCGCCGACUUCCCCGACUGGAAGUUGUGGAAGUGUCGCAUGAGACUGCAGCAGUCGGACUCUCUUUUCUGGCCACCUUUGGCCGGCUCCCAUCGCUCGACGCGUUACGCGGCGGAGUCUUACAGCCUGGAGAUACUCAAAGAAUGUUGCGUCUCCCAUGCAGCCAUCGAUGAGGAGUGGCAACGGACACAGUGCAUGCCGAGAGAGACGUGUGUGGAUGUGGCCAAGGAGCUGGGCACUGCCCCGUCCAUGUUCUUCAAGCCACCUUGCGUGUCCGUCCACAGAUGUAGCGGCUGCUGCAAUCAAGAUGGUGUCACAUGCAGAAACACAAGUACAGUACUGGUCAAUAAAACUGUCCUUAGCGUGUUUCCGUUCAAGUUCGUACCGGAGCCCGUGUUGAUAAAAGUAGCGAAUCAUACAGAAUGCCGAUGCAUGGAGCCGGCCAUUAUACGACGCAACGCUCAGCCUCAGAGGAGCAGUGGUUGUUCUCUGAUCAGUCUGCUUCCAGAGGCUGAGAACUCCAUGAGACUUUGCGUCAGCGGUUGGAUUUGGGAUUGUGCAAGUGACAGAUGCAUACCAUACCCCUCCGGUGGUAGACCAGAGUUGCCACCGACGUCACGGAUGCCCGACUGUGAGAUCGAUGUCGAGCGUUGCGACUGUAUUCCAAGAGCCGAACCCACCGCCCAACUAAGACCGGUCCAACGCUGUCACCUGAACAGCUCCAUCUGUUCUCACAGACGUCAAUAUUUUGACCCCUCAUCCUGCAGGUGUAAGUGGCCCAAGUAGCUGCAAUUAGGACAAACUCGGGCCCGGUCUUAUUGGAAGCAGAGAAAUAGAGGCACAUAAUUUAUUUCCAAUACUAUUUAUGCAAAUCACGUGAACUAAUGGAGAUGAUAGUUAGUCACAGGACCAUGUUAAGCGAUUUUUAACGUGCUGAUCUUAUAUUUGAAUCAAUGUGUGAAUUUUUUUUUUUUUUUUUUUCGUGUGUGUGUGUGCACUGAAUAUAUAGAUUAUAAAAAAAGAUUAUUUUUGUAUAAUUUA
This is a messenger RNA of Phyllopteryx taeniolatus (common seadragon), 2371 nucleotides long. RefSeq names its product vascular endothelial growth factor D (gene vegfd). Bases 1163 to 2116 code for a protein of 317 amino acids. Gene Ontology annotation, molecular function: chemoattractant activity; vascular endothelial growth factor receptor 3 binding; growth factor activity. The transcript is spliced from 8 exons. Gene Ontology annotation, cellular component: membrane. NCBI's taxonomy places the organism in Eukaryota, Metazoa, Chordata, Actinopteri, Syngnathiformes, Syngnathidae. Gene Ontology annotation, biological process: response to hypoxia; positive regulation of angiogenesis; sprouting angiogenesis. The record is from RefSeq and is a predicted model, not a curated record.